AUGGGAUAUACUAUAAAGCAAAAGAUUGAUAUCUGCCUAAAAGCAGAGUCUAAUCCUCAAAUGACACAAGCUGAUUUAGCAAUAUGGGCUAAGCAACAAUAUGGUUCUUCGAAACCACCUUCCCAAACCACAAUUUCCAGAAUAUUGUGUGCUAAGAAUGAUUUGAUCGCCUCAAAGGAAGUCGAUUUUCAAUUAGUUCGUAGAAGAAAGCAGUCAAAUCCUAUACUUCGGAGGAUAUUAACAGAAUGGGUUACACAAGCUGCAUGGGAGAAUAUUCCUAUAACCACGCCGAUUAUUCAACUGACUGCAAAUGCUAUUUGGAACAGAUUACCCACAUUUGAAAAGGAUGGAAAUGGUUUGUUCAAUCAAAAAUGGUGCAAUCAUUUCAUUAGAAAGUUGAAUAUUAACUUAACAGGUAGCGAAGAAGAUAUUCGUAGUAACCCAGGAAAUCAUGAAUUAAAUAAAGUGUGGAAGCUAGAUGAGAAGAUGGGGUUGAAAAAUUAUUUGGUAGACUUGAUCAAGCAUGAGAACUACAUGCCACAGGAUAUUUUUACUAUUGACGAGUUCCAAUUAUUUUAUUCCUUGCCAUUGGAUCAAAUAUUUGAUGUUUCCUCAAUAGACAAAGGUUUAAAACAAUCAAGUAGUUCUACAGAAAAUUCUUUAACUAUAAUGAUAGGUACAAAUAUUGAUGGAUCUGAAAAAUUAAGUCCAUUAGUAGUAGGAAAAUACGAUAUGUUUAACGUUAGUACAAGUUCCCAUCCGGCUUUUAAAAAUUUAUCUGUCUAUUCAAGUUCAAGACAGAAUAUCAUGAAUAAAAUAACAGAAAUAUUCAAUGUUUUCUACAACUCUAAUAUUAACAAAUGGAUAACAUCUGAAAUGUUUCAGAAUUAUUUACUAACCUUAGAUCAUAAGUUGACGAGUACUUCACCUAACAGAAAGAUUCUUAUUCUAUUAGACGAUUCUUCUUCGCAUAGAAUUAUUAAUUUGAAGUUCCGCAAUAUUAAAUUAUGCUACAUGAAGAAUAAUGCAAACUGUAAAAACCCAUAUAAUUCGUCAUACAAUGGUUCAUCUUUCAAUUUCCUUCCAACUAGUUUUGGAAUUGUCGAAGAGUUUAAAAUUCUUUAUAGAUUACAACAAUAUUUGGAAAUGAUUAGAUUACAAAGAAAAAACUCUAAAUCCAAUGAAGAUGAAGUAAACGAUAAUACAAAUAUAUCAUCAGGAGUUAAUUUAAAUAAUUAUAAACCAAACGUGAAUCCAUCUGCAGCAAUGGAAGUAUUAUCAGAAUCUGAUUAUCAUGUUCCGUUAAUAAAAGUUAUAGAGUGGAUAAAAAGAGCAUGGGACUCUAUAACACAAGAAAGAACACAUAUGGCUUGGAGAAAAUCACAUUUAAUCAAUUUUAAAAAUCCAUGGCCAUCCCUUGAUCCAGUUACCACGAAACAAGCAUCUUUGUCCUUACAACCAUUGACUUUGGCCACUAUUAAUUACGAUUCAUCCAAAAGUUAUGAUAAAUUAUCUGAGAUAAUGGCAACGCUUAAUGUCGUAAUUCCUUGGGAAAUAAAUGAAUUGCUAGGUCUAGUAAAUGAAAGAGGAAAAAUAACUCUCAGUUAUGUUUCAAUUGAAGAGAUUGUAGGUAGUUGUUUACUGGAAGCUUAUGACUCUGAUGAAUCGGGCAAGGAAAAAACAAAGUCUAACGUAAUUUUUAACACUGAUGACAGUGGUGAAAAUUGGUUCAAAGAGUCAAAUAUUAGUAACAAGCACAUUACUACAACCAAUAUAAUGGGAAAACAAUUUUCUACCCCGAUUGUCAGCUCUACAAAUAAUAAUAAUAAUGACAAUAUCAUAACUAGUAACACAAAUAUGUUCUCCGGUACUGAGAUGCAAUUUCCUGAGUAUAACAACACUAAUUUGAGCUCAAUGAAUAUUAAUACAUUAUUGGCAGAUACAAGCAAUGUGAUUUCAGAGGUUCAAAUGAAUAACAACAAUUCAACAACGAGUCAAACAAAUAUGCAGCCACAAUUUUCACUUGCAUCACAGGGAACAGUAUCAAACAGAACGAAAGAGUCGAUAAAUACCCUCUCGCCCAUAUCAAAAUUUGUAGCGACUGGAGAUGUCUCGGGAGUUUCAGAUACUAAUAAUUCUUCAGUUAGCAGGUCAAGUGAUUCAUAUCAGGCAGAGAAAGCAAACACCAGUGACCAUGGUCAUCGUGAGAAGAAGAGACAAUUAUUUCCGCCUAAUGCGAGGAACUCGAUCUCAUAUAUGCCACAAUCAUUCAAUGAAAGACACAAUAGCAAUUCACCCUUUUUGAAUGCAAGCCUGUCCCAUGCCUCAAGUGUCUUAAUGGAUACUUCGGGGGAUAAUCAUAUUUCGACUGAUACGACUUCUAACAAUUCUAACAAAGACGAGCUCCCACAGCUCUUGAGGAGGCUUCUUGAAAUGUCGCAAACAGUUGAUUUAAAACUCACCAAAACUACCAUCGAAGAACUUUCAACAAAAUUAAAUGAAAUACAAUCAAAUGACUUAACUUAA
Molecule: messenger RNA, 2526 nt
Organism: Debaryomyces fabryi
Lineage: Eukaryota; Fungi; Ascomycota; Pichiomycetes; Serinales; Debaryomycetaceae
Gene: PDC2
Product: Pdc2p
Exons: 1
Coding region: 1-2526 (841 amino acids)
Cellular component (GO): nucleus
Molecular function (GO): DNA binding
Source: RefSeq, a predicted model, not a curated record